Molecule: messenger RNA, 474 nt
Organism: Dioscorea cayenensis subsp. rotundata (Guinea yam)
Lineage: Eukaryota; Viridiplantae; Streptophyta; Magnoliopsida; Dioscoreales; Dioscoreaceae
Exons: 1
Coding region: 1-474 (157 amino acids)
Molecular function (GO): protein dimerization activity
Source: RefSeq, a predicted model, not a curated record
AUGGAAUUACUUCUUUUGGUAUCAUGCCUUUAUCCUAGGGACUCAUUUUCUAAAUUCAACAUCCAUAAGCUACUCUGUCUUGCAGAGUUGUACCCUGAAGACUUCUCAGUGACUGAAUGUAUGAUGCUUGAGGAUCAACUUGCUACUUUCAUUUAUGAUGUGCGACAUGAUGAUGAUUUUGCAAAUAUCGGGGACUUGGGAGGUUUUGCUAUAAAGAUGGUUGAUACUAGCAAAUGUACUAUUUUUCCCCUCGUUUAUUGUCUUAUUGAGCUGGCAUUAGUUUUACCAGUUAUGACAGCUAGUGUUGAGAGGGCAUUUUCUGCGAUGAAUAUUGUGAAAACUAACUUACGCAACAAAAUGGGAGAUGAGUGGAUGAAUAAUAACAUGAUUGUCUAUAUUAAGAAAGAGGUUUUUGCAACUAUUGACAAUGUUUUCAAAAAAUGCAAGCUCGUCGUAUUCAGUUACCUCCUCUAA